Messenger RNA from Camellia sinensis, 1605 nucleotides. Lineage: Eukaryota; Viridiplantae; Streptophyta; Magnoliopsida; Ericales; Theaceae. The record is from RefSeq and is a predicted model, not a curated record.
AUGCCUGGAUUAGGUAAGACUACUCUUGCUAGAAAAGUGUAUAAUGAUCCCCUUAUCGUAUAUCACUUCUAUAUUCGUGCAUGGAUCACAAUUUCUCAAAAAUACCAAAAGCAGAAUUUGUUAGUUGACCUAAUACAUUCGGUUAGUCCACAUACAAAUUCUAUUGUUGUUGGAAUGAAAGAUUGGGAAUUAUGUGAUGAGCUAUGGAAAAGCUUAAAGGGUAAGAGGUAUCUCAUUGCAAUGGACGAUAUUUGGGACACUAGGGCAUGGGUUGAUUUGAAAAGUUUAUUUCCAAAUGACAAUAACGUAAGUAGAAUUAUGUUCACCAGUCGGUUCACAAAUGUGGCAUUGCAUGCUAAUCCUAGUAGUCCACCUCUUGAUCUUCGUUUCUUAACUGAAGAUGAAAGUUGGGAUCUCUUCAAAAAGAAGGUAUUUCGAACAGAUUGGUGCCCUCCGGAGUUGAUGUCGAUUGGAAAGAAAGUGGUAAUAAAAUGUCAAGGACUACCACUUGCGAUUGUUGUGGUAAGUGGAAUUUUUGCAAAUAUAGAGAAGAGUCAAGACCAAUGGAAGCAAGUUGGAGAAAUCAGAGAUUCAUGUGCUGUUCGUGAUCUAAAACUAUGCAUGGAAACAUUUGCAUUGAGUUACAACCACUUGCCUCAUUAUUUGAAACCAUGUUUUCUCUAUUUUGCAGCAUUUCCACAGGGCUUUGUAAUCUAUGUGCGGAAGUUGACACAGUUAUGGAUUGCUGAAGGAUUUAUACGAAAGAUUGAAGGAAGGAGUUUGGAGGAUGUAGCAGAGGAAUACUUGAUGGAUCUAAUAGGUAGAAAUCUCAUAUUAGUUUCAAAGAGAAGGUCUGAUGGUGGAAUCAAAGCUUGCAGUAUCCAUGAUCUGUUGCACAAUUUUUGCCGCAAAAGAGCAGAGGAAGAGGUGUUGGAUAUGAGUUUUAUAGAUUUUACCGUGUACCCUAGUGAGAUAGAACAACUUGUUCUCUUGAGGUACUCAGCACUUGAUUUUAUGUGGACCCACUUGGCUGGUGAUGUUUCUGUGCGCUGCUUCCCAUCUUCAAUAUCCAACCUCUGGAAUUUAGAAACUUUUGUUCUUCAUACAUCAGUUGAAUAUCUCAAGUUACCACGGAGUCUCUGGAAGAUGGUAAACUUGAGGCAUCUUUCAGUUAGUGGAAGAGGGAUAUUUGUAAUUGAGAGGCCAUAUCCUAAUGAUCACACAUCAUUGGAUAACUUGCAAACUCUCUCAUGUGUAGAUCCUUGGUCUUGCAAGGAUAUCUUGGCAAGGACUCUCAAUCUCAAGAAGUUGGAUAUUCAUGGAGCUAUUAUUCAAUGUUUGGAAAGGUUGAUGUUUCUUGAUAUAAGUUUCCUAAACCAUCUCCAAAAGUUGACAUUGUGUUCCAAACUUGAAGGAUUCAAGUUUAUUAAUCUCAGAAGAAUCAAGUUCUCACCAAAUCUUAAGCAACUAACUUUGAAGGAAGCGUUUAUAGAGUGGGAUGAGAUUUCAAUCCUAGGGAAGGUACUGUCGAACCUGGAGGUGCUCAAAUUAUCAAGUAUUAACUGGUGGGAAUCGGAUUGGGAAACAAAUGAGGUUUUCCCUUGA